Messenger RNA from Alnus glutinosa, 1346 nucleotides. Its product is annotated as F-box only protein 6-like. The record is from RefSeq and is a predicted model, not a curated record. Lineage: Eukaryota; Viridiplantae; Streptophyta; Magnoliopsida; Fagales; Betulaceae. Gene Ontology annotation, molecular function: protein binding. The transcript has a single exon. The coding region runs from base 81 to 1175 and encodes 364 amino acids.
AACUCUCACCAGGGACCACCAACGGCGUCGUAUAUAUCGUCCCCCUGCCGUUCAAACAUUUCUCCGUCUCCGAUACUACUAUGUGGAGCGACCUUCCCUUGGAUCUCCUCGCCACCAUCUUCUCCUACCUCUCCCCAGACUCCUUGGCUUGCGCCAGGUCGGCUUGCCGGCAUUGGCAUAAAUCUGCCAAGGCUUAUCUCUUCAGCACAACCUCUUCGGUGCCCCGGCCCGACCCACCAUGGUUCGUCGCCAUGUCGACGCGCAGCCACAGAGGAGUGUGCUGUUACACUCACAACCCAAUUCUCAACAACUGGCAUGCUCUCUCUCUCGACUUUCUUCCACACCCAGUUCGUCUUGUUAGUUCCAUUGGAAGCCUUAUUCUUCUAAGACCCACAAAUUCUACGUUCCUCCAAUUGUCCAUUUGCAAUCCAUUUUCAAGGCAAUUCAGGCACCUCCCUCUGUUAAACAUCACACGGACUAACCCAGCCGUCGGCGUUCUUGUUCGGUUUCCUUACUUUAUUGUAUACGUCGCAGGUGGGAUGUCCGACGCACCGCGUGGCGGCGGCGCAACAUACGAACCCACGUUGGAAAUAUACGACUCGCGACAUGACAGGUGGCGAAUUGUCGGGUCCAUGCCGGUGGAAUUUGCCGUGAGGUUAACUGUCUGGACACCCAGUGAGAGCGUGUUCUCCAAGGGGGUCCUAUAUUGGAUCACCUCUGCCCGGGCUUACACUGUAAUGGGCUUUGACAUUUGCACAAACACUUGGAGGGAACUGAAUGUCCCGAUGGCAGACCGGCUUGAUUUCGCUACGCUAGUGCGGCGGAAUGGGGUGCUGACGCUCGUCGGUGGCGCGUGCGGCGAGAACGCUUGUAUAUGGGAGCUGGGUGAGGGGGAUAAUUGGCGGCUGGCCGAGAAGAUGCCGGUUGAAUUUGAGAUGAGACUUUCAGGUGGCAAAGGAAGUACUAAGUGUGUGGGAAGUGAUGGAGCGAUUUACUUGUAUAGAGAGCUUGGUUCAGGAAUGGUAGUUUGGAGGGAAGUUGUAGAAAAGGGUGUGUGGGAAUGGUUUUGGGUUGAUGGGUGCCGUUCCAUUGGAGGAAAACAAGUGCAUAGUUUCCCAAUAAAAGGAGUGCUUCUUCACCCAACUCUUGCUCCCUCAUGCAUAAAUUCUAACUAAAAAAAUGGUGCUUUUUACUCUGCUUUUCCCUUACAAAUUUUUGUUUUCUAUGUAACUUUGCAUUCAAAUUGUUUCGGCUGUGUUUGUCUCUACAAGAGAUGUGUGAUCACCGGGAAGUUACGGCGACAUAAUUUAUGCCAAAAGCAAAAUAUAUUGACCAAAAUGUUCUUA